Molecule: messenger RNA, 1150 nt
Organism: Papaver somniferum (opium poppy)
Lineage: Eukaryota; Viridiplantae; Streptophyta; Magnoliopsida; Ranunculales; Papaveraceae
Product: E3 ubiquitin-protein ligase AIP2-like
Exons: 5
Coding region: 172-792 (206 amino acids)
Biological process (GO): protein ubiquitination
Cellular component (GO): cytoplasm
Molecular function (GO): ubiquitin protein ligase activity
Source: RefSeq, a predicted model, not a curated record
AAAAAAGAAAUCUUUUUCAGCUCUGACUCUGAGAAUCAAACAAGAGAUUUUGCAAUUCCUCUGGGGUUUUUAAAACAACACAAAACCCCUCUCUCAUCUUACGUUCUCUGAUCAGCUCGGAUCUCUGUACCCAAAACAAAAUUCUGAAGACAUUGUUAGGGUUUUCGUGUCAUGGAGGAUAUUGAUAAUAGGUCAAUUCGGAUUUCUGAAGUACGACAAUCAUUGCUUAACGCACAAGAGCUUCUUGAUACUCUCUUGCGUUUAGCACCAACUGGUCAGAAUAGAAGUGUGUCGGAGAGAGCAUCUCAAUUGUUGGAUGAGUUUGUUCGUGACAUAGAAGGAUUCCCUCGCUUGCAAGAACUUAAUCAAGCUGUAGAAGCUUCAUUGCAGAGUCUCGGUUCUCGUCCUCUGAGAGUGCCACCAGCAAGUAAGGAAGUGGUCGCGAACCUUCCAACAAUCAUCGUGACAGAAGAAACGUUAAUGAGGUGUGCAGAAUGUGCUGUUUGCAGCGAUAACUUGGUUAUAAAUGAUAAGAUGCAGGAAUUGCCUUGCAAGCACUUGUUUCACCCUCUCUGUUUGACGCCAUGGCUGGACAAACAUAACUCAUGCCCGAUUUGCAGACACGAACUUCCUACGGAUAAUGAAGCAUAUGAGAGCUGGAAAAAGAGUGAGAAAGAGGCUGAAAAAGCACGAAGGGAUGCUGCAAAUUCUGUGGAAUCUGGGCAUGUAAUCAUGCUGAUGUUUUCUUGUAUCUUAGCUGUGAUGUGUUUGGUGAUGCAUACAGAACAAUAAAUGUGUGACCAUUCGCUAGUACUGUGCCUUGUCUCACACCUUGCUUUAGAUUCGAUACAAAUAUCACAAAAGCUCAUUCCAGAAGAACACUGAUCAUCAUCACUACUGCUGCUGCCUUCUGCCAUUACAGACCCUAUAAGUAUUUUCUUUAAGUUUUUUAUUUCUUUUGGGUUAUAACUUCUUUAAACUGAGACAUCUUUAUAUACUGAAAAGACACAAUGAGAACCAAUCUGUUGAGUUGCUGGAUAAUGAAAGGUCAUCUGUAUAAGAUUCAUUGUAUGCAAUUUAUAUUUAAUUGAAUUCUUGGGAAGGAAAACUGGAUUUAAUUAAGAAACCUUUUCCCAAUGCAGAGAUCUAG